Messenger RNA from Neurospora hispaniola, 617 nucleotides. RefSeq lists its product as uncharacterized. Lineage: Eukaryota; Fungi; Ascomycota; Sordariomycetes; Sordariales; Sordariaceae. The record is from RefSeq and is a predicted model, not a curated record. The transcript has a single exon. Bases 76 to 420 code for a protein of 114 amino acids.
UUUUUUUUUUUCCACACUUUUUUUUUUUUUUUCCCACACUUUUAUCUUCUUUAUCUCUUUUUCUUUUCCGCAUUCAUGGUGCGACCGGCGUUUACAUAUCCCAUCUCUAAUCACUUCUUCUUACAUAUACAUAUUGUAUUUUUUUCAAACCAUUUAUUCAUCCUUUCUAUCUGGGGUUGGCGUCGGCUUAGGCCAGCCAUUGUGGUCUUUAUAUUCUUUUUACUGGGGAUUUCUGAAAAAAAGACAAGAAAAAGGAUUUCAUAUCUGGUUUGCUUUGAGGCACGGUUGGGGUACGAUAUUGUUAUGAGUUUAUGUUACGAUAACUUUUUGAUUCUUUGUGGGCAUCUUUUCUUAACUGCUGGGUCGGUGAUGAAGAAUUGGGAGGUAUGGAAGAAAGGAUUGGAGAAAGAAAGUCAGUAGUCGGUAAGGGGAUUAGAGGGAGAGGGAGAAGGAGAGAGUAAUAGACAUGCGCAUUUUGGUUCUUGGGGACAUGGGUGUGCGCAAGGUAUUGGCUUGGGUUGGUUGGUUGGUGGUUGUGGUUAGCAGCUGGAACCAGACCGGAUGGACAUAGAGAUGCGUACCUACCUAUAGAAGAUAUCUGGAAUAUCAACUGUUAC